AUGGCCGACAACACUCAAUCAUCGUACAGGUGGGAUCCGGAGCUGGUCGAGACCGGCGGGCGGCACGUGGCCAUCGCCCUCGACGCCUCGCCCCACUCGCGGACGGCGCUCUCGUCGGCGCUGGUGGUCCUCCGCAAGGACGCGGACAGGCUGACGCUCAUCAUGGUGCUGCACCACAAGCACGGGCUUGUUGCCAAGGCUCUACAGGCCACAGGCCUUGCCCAUGACAACGUUCAUCCGCUCGCCGACGAGCAGGACUACGCUGACUUCCUGGUGGCCUUCAAGGACGCGGCGGGCAUCGGCCGUCCCUAUCCCACCGCCAACCUCACGGGCGACGAGGCCGAUGACGCGGUCUUUGCCGGAGAAGCGCUCGAUGCUGCUGUCGAUUCGGGCUUUGACGCUGUGCUCGACGUCAUCAUCUCGUCCAAGCCCAAGAAUGCUCUGCUCGACUACGCCGAGCGGAGCCGCGCCAACGCUGCCCGCUGUCCCGGCGGCGACGAAUGCGUCCGUCCCGGCUUUGUCCACGAUCCCAUCGAUCUGCUGGUGCUCGGCUCGCGCGGCCGGUCCGGAAUCUCAUCGUGGCUCCUCGGCUCGGUCUCGGCCUCCCUCGCCAAGUUGGCGCCGCUCCCCACCAUGAUCGCCAAGGCGCCGCUGCCGUACGACGUCGCCUGCAACGACGGGCCAGCCAAGUGGAUGGUGGCCAUGGACAUGCGGCCGGAGGGCUUCCCGUCCUCGCUCCGCGCAGUCGCCUCGCUCGUUCCAAUCAUCCGACCUGACGACACCCUCAUUCUCCUCUCGGUCCUCUCGGUCGAGGAAGCUGUCGGUGUCUCGGACGACCAGUACGAAAAGCGCCCGGCCAAAGCCUUGUUCAAUUCGCUACCGGCCGUGCUCGCCGACUACGGCAUCACCGCUCGGACAGAAUUCCAGGUCGGGCACCCGGGGUCGCAAAUCUGUGCCGUCGCUGACGCCGAAGGCAUCGACGUGCUUGCUCUCGGAUGCCGCGACUCGACGGCAGAUGGCAUGUUUGCCCUCGGCUCGGUCUCGCAGCACGUGGUAACCCACGCUGAGGUUCCGGUCGUCUGGAUUUCCAAGUGAGAAGGGCAGCGAUUGUUAGGGUUGUGGCUUUAUCCGCGGCCAGGCUCGCCGCCGGGUCGGGUGUGUGGCCGGAGAUGCGCGCCAAAGACCUCACGCAGCUGCUCGGCCGCCGCGCUGAUGAUGGAAUCGCCUUCUCCGGCAACCUCGCUGGCGCGCCCAACAGCAAGGCCAGCUACGUCACACAUGCUCGGCAGCGGGUAUCGUUCCGCAAGUGCAGCCAUGACCAGGAUGCCAAACCGGACGUGCUCUGUCGACGGCGCCAUCAGCAACUCGGGCAUAAACGACGAUGCCACAUGCAUUGACGGCACGCCGGCCACAAGCAACGGAAUGAGCUCAGGACUGUACAUCUGAAAGUGCACGAGUUUGCAGAGCAGGACGUUGGCAAUGAACUUCUCGUGCACAAACUGGCAGAGAACUGCCAUCGCUUCCUCGGCACCCUCGCGCGCGGCCACGCCAAC
Messenger RNA from Thecamonas trahens ATCC 50062, 1553 nucleotides. RefSeq lists its product as uncharacterized. The transcript has a single exon. The coding region runs from base 1 to 1095 and encodes 364 amino acids. The record is from RefSeq and is a predicted model, not a curated record. Lineage: Eukaryota; Apusomonadida; Apusomonadidae.